AAGAAGAGGAAUGUAGAAGUGAUCAUGUGAAGCAGCAUCCCUGAAGGAGGAGGACGUGUCUUUGUUUACCUUGACCACUCUGGCCGUGUUGUUGACAUCACCACCAUGGCCAACAACGUGCCACUACUCGACAAUGAAGAGCCUUUAGACUUUGGGGAAGAGGACUUACCAAAGGGAAGACUUAAGCACCCAGUGGUAACGACCUUCCACCUCCUCUUCCGCACUGCAGCCCUUGUGGUGUACGAGUUCUGUGGAAUAUUCUCCUCUAAUUUUAUUGGGCCAUUCAUAUUAAUUGUGGUGCUUCUCUCUCUAGACUUCUGGACAGUCAAAAAUAUCACAGGUCGCUUAAUGGUUGGGCUCAGAUGGUGGAAUUACAUUGAUGAUGAAGGACAGAGCCACUGGGUCUUUGAGGCCAAAAAAGGUGGUCUUCAGGGCCGGGUGACCAAGAUGGAGGUGAGGAUAUUCUGGGUGGCUCUGGUGGCCUUCCCUGUGCUGUGGUCCAUCAUCCUCCUCAUAGCUGUGGUGUUCAGCAGGUUCCAAUGGGCUAUAAUAGUUGUAAUUGCCCUCACCUUGAGUGGAAGUAACUUGUAUGGAUAUGUGCGGUGCAAGAUGGGCAAGUCAGACAGCAUUUCCCAGUCCUUCAAAAACAUGGCUGCAGGAUUAGUUCAGAAGCAAAUGGUAUCCAAUGUUACGAGCAUGUUCACCCGAGCUCCGCCCACAGCUACACCGAGCAGUACUGUGUGAACUGCUGCACAACCACUAUUCAUAAUAUUUCCUAGGUGUCAAUAAAUCUAUCACAUCUUGGUCUUCAUGUUAGAUAUAUUUAUACAAAGAGAUAAACUGCAAAUUAUCUCUCAGAGUGGAUACCAAGAUUUUUGCAAGAUGGGAUGUAUGAAAUGUAUAUACAUAUUAUAUAUAUACAUGUAUACCGGUUUUCAAGCUUUAUAAAGCAUCAUACUGUUGCUUAAAUUAUAAGUGUCCACUUAUUGUUCCAGUAGUUAUACUUGAAAUCCCCUGGAGGGCUUUGCAUUUUGGUGAAAUCCAAGUGUAUUAUUGUUGACGAGUGUGGACAUGAGAGCCUUUGGCAGCAUUUGUUUGCUUCACAUGCAUCAUGGAAUGUAAUGGUUGCCUUGUUUUGACUGUCGCAUCAUUUAGUAUUUCAACGGUUUGAGUUUUGACAUUCCAUUGGUUUUGUGUGUUGUGUGUGAGAUGAUGGGUACUUAAGUGUGACCUUCAUAUUCCUUUAAUUUUAGUGUUGCUCAGAAAUGUGUGCUUCAGAUGUUGCUUACUACUUCAUGUUUCUAUAUUUUUCCAAGAUGAAAUGUUACCCUCCUGCCAAUAAAUAUUUAUUUAAAUGUGAAAUGGAACAUAGUAUGAAAAGUUUGAUAUGCUUUCUGUGUAUGUAAUGUGGACCUUUUGAAAAAAAAUCUUACUAUGUUGUUAACUGCUGAUUUGAAUAUAAGUGGGGAAAUGUACUACAUAAUAAUAAAAUCUUCUGCUACAGAAAAAUAAAAAGAUUUAAUUA
This is a messenger RNA of Portunus trituberculatus (swimming crab), 1525 nucleotides long. RefSeq lists its product as uncharacterized. The transcript is spliced from 7 exons. Gene Ontology annotation, cellular component: Golgi membrane. Gene Ontology annotation, biological process: protein secretion; vesicle-mediated transport. Bases 106 to 744 code for a protein of 212 amino acids. NCBI's taxonomy places the organism in Eukaryota, Metazoa, Arthropoda, Malacostraca, Decapoda, Portunidae. The record is from RefSeq and is a predicted model, not a curated record.